AGGCGAGGACAGUCCAGAAGUAUACGGCAGAGCUCACCGCAAGCCCUGCGGCAACAAGGAAAAAGCAAACGCUACCUCCCCUUACCACGAGCCAUACUACUACCCAACAGCGAAAGGAGCACAGGGCGCACACUACACACCCAGAAGGAGGCCGUCCAUGUCAAAGAUGAGGCUGCUACUCGACAAUGCAUGUACAUGGCUUGUCAGAAGUAAAACCCGUAGAGUUGCAUGGGACUUACUCCCAGGCAUACCAGUUGAUAUUUUGAGCAGGUGCUUGGAGUCAGUAAUGAACUGGAUGAGAAAAUAAACUGAAGCUUAAUCCAAAAAAGACAGAAGUGUUGGUGGUAUCUUUUUGAAUCAUCCUCACCUUAAAACAACAGAAUGAUGAUCCUUUUUCAUGUCAUGCUUUAUCUGUGGCCAGUAAGCAAUGCUAUGAAUGAAAGGAUUUCAAAGCCCAAUGUAGUCUUAUUCAUGGCUGAUGAUCUCGGCAUUGGAGACUUGGGAUGCUAUGGAAACACAACUCUAAGAACUCCCAACAUUGACAAGUUAUCUAAAGAAGGAGCAACACUGACUCAACACAUAGCAGCCUCACCACUAUGCACCCCAAGCAGGGCAGCUUUCUUGACAGGCCGGUAUUCUGUCAGAUCAGGAAUGGCUAGCUUGCAUAAAGUUGGAGUCUUGAUGUUUUCUGCUUCUUCUGGUGGACUCCCUACUGAAGAAAUAACAUUUGCUAAACUUCUACAGCAGAGGGGUUAUUCUACAGCUCUUAUAGGGAAAUGGCAUCUUGGGAUUAACUGCAACAGCAGUGAUGACUUCUGCCACCACCCUUUAAAUCAUGGAUUUGAUUACUUCUACGGGAUCCCUCUGAACAAUCUUAGGGACUGCAAACCUGGUCAUGGAAGUGUGUUUAUCAGUGGGACGAAAAUUUACAUUCUUCCAACACUCCAGAUCACUGGGAUUGCUCUAAUCUCUUUGGGGGUUCUGCAUUAUAUUGGCCUUCUCAGAGUUUCACAAAGAGUACUGAACUACUUCUUCUUCAUGGUUACAGUGAUAGUUGGAAUCUUGCUGUUCUUCUUUUAUAACUUUCGGUAUCUUAACUGCUUAUUGAUGCGAAACUACAGUAUUAUCCAGCAACCCUGGAACUAUGAGAACCUCACUCAGAGAUUUACAGAAGAAGCCACAAGAUUUAUAGGAAGGAACACUGAUGCACCAUUUCUUCUUUUCCUGGCUUACCCUCAGGUCCAUACAGCUCUUUACGCAUCCCACACUUUUAGAGGAAAAAGCAAACAUGGAUUAUAUGGGGAUGCUGUGGAAGAAUUAGACUGGAGUGUAGGACAGAUUCUCCAUGCAUUAGAUCAAUGGCACUUAAGUGAGCAGACUCUUGUGUACUUCACAUCUGAUCAAGGAGCACAUCUUGAAGAAAUAUCAAGCAAUGGAGAAAUCCAUGGUGGUUGCAAUGGAAUGUAUAAAGGUGGAAAGUCUACAAAUUGGGAAGGAGGGAUUCGAGUGCCUGGUCUCCUCCACUGGCCUGGAAUGUUUGAGCCUGAUAUGUACAUUGAUGAGCCCACAAGUAAUAUGGAUAUAUUCCCCACAAUUGUUAAACUUGCAGGAGGAUCACUACCGAAUGACAGAAUUAUUGAUGGACAUGAUCUGAUGCCCUUGCUUCAAGGCAUUGCUCUCCGAUCCAAGCAUGAAUUUCUCUUCCAUUACUGUAAUGCAUAUUUAAAUGCAGUGCGCUGGCAUCCAGGAAACAGUAAAUCUAUUUGGAAGGCUUUUUUUUUCACUCCAAAUUUCAGUCCCAAAGACUCCAAUGGCUGCUAUGAUUCUCAUGUGUGUUUUUGCCAUGGAAAUGCUGUCACGUACCAUGACCCACCAUUGCUUUUUGAUCUCUCCAAGGACCCAGAAGAAAAAAAUCCACUAACACCAGAAACUGAGAACCAUUUCUAUGAAAUCCUUCAAGCCAUUCAACAAGCAGUGAGCAACCACACCAAGUCACUGGCAGCUGUUCCCAACCAGUUUUCAGUGGGAAAUAUGUUGUGGAAGCCUUGGCUUCAGCCAUGUUGUUCUUCCUUCCUCCAGUUUUGCCAUUGUGACCAUGAGUCCUCAUGAGAAAAAAAAAAUGCCAUUAUUACUGUACAAUCACACACAUGCUUUAGGGAUAAACAAAACAUAAAGGGGGGGAAAUCAGAUCAAAGUGGCCUCUCCUGAAUAUCUAGAUUUUACUUAAAUAAUCAAUGAUGUGUAAUGAUUCUAGUGUUCUACAAAGAAAUAUCUCUCAGUUUCACAGCCCCAUAAACAGGCUGGGCACUUUCAGUGAUAUUCACAGACAGGCUGGUGAAAGUGUAUACAUUUUCAGAGUAAAGCAGACUUAUAAGUGAUGGAGCAUCUUUCUUUAACCCAGUGGGUCCACCAUCUGUUUUGUCCACAAUGCACCUGGAAUGUUGCUAUGUCAUGAUGUUGCAUCAUUUCUAAUAGGUCAUAUAUGAUGGCCUGGCUGGCUGCAAAGCACAGUUGCUUCCAGCCUCUUGAAGUGACCAGCCCAUUUUUGACAAAAGGAGGGAGGGUUAAGGAAGGAUGUUGGUGAACUCACUCUGAAAAUUUAUAUACUUUUUUGGGGCCCACUGAAAAAUUGCACAUUAAUUUUGAAAGCUAUGGAACAGUUCUAAAUGAUGUUAGACAUACAAACACAUUAUAGUUUAGCUGAAAACAUUUCCAAAACACUUGUAAGUAGGUAAGUACUUCACAGACACAUUUACCUUUAUUUUAAGCAUCUAGUAUAAACCCUUCUUGCCCUUUUUUGUUUAAAUUAGUAUUGGCACACAUGUGCUCCCCCUUCAUGUGUCUACUGAAAAUGUGAGGGUAUAGCCAUGCCUCCAAAUGCUGAUAUUUGCCGGUCAUCACACCUCCCACAGCCACAUGAUCUAUGAAGUGUAGGAACUGAUUAUACUGAAGUCCAGUCUUCACUACAGUUGCACUACCUAUAGUGACAUCUUCUCACUGGAAGAUUGGGCAAGUGUAUAAGAUGUUUUAAGAACAUAUGGAAAGCCUUCUGCAUCAGGCCAAUGGCUAUCAAGUCCAGCGUACUGUUCUCACAGUGGCCAAUCAGAUGUAUAUGGAAAGUCCAGAAGCAGCACCUGAAUGUAAGAACACUCUUCCCAGAGUCCCCUUUACAAACUGUCAACUGCAAUACAUAUUAAAAAGCUGUUAUGAAGUAUUAGGUACAAAGAGCCAGUGCAGCUGUUUUUGUGGUGGUUGAACUGCCUUAAGGGGUAUGCAUAGAUGAGUCACUCUCCCAUUCUCAUUACAUCUGUUAUCGUAUCCCUUCCACUUAAUUCUGUGUCAUAUCACCCAAGAGCAUCUUGUAUGGCUAAAGUCAGGGCUUGCCUGAGGUAAUGGAUAAGAUGGUUGUGCUCCCCAAUUUCAUGAAGACAAAGUGAUUACAUAGGCAGUUGAAUUUUAUUUCAACACUGGUGAAGGCAAAGCAUGCUCCACCAGACCUAAGGGCAGCAGAACAGCUUAGGCUGAGAAGGGCAGGCCCUAUGGCUUAGGCUGUAUUCACAGCAUUUAUUUAAAGGAUGUGACUUCCCCCAAAGAAUCCUGGGACCUAUAGUUUACACCUCACAGAGCUAUAAUUCCCAGCACCCGUGACAAACUAGAGCUCCCAAGAUUCUUUGGGGGAAGUGAUGUGAUUUUCAUGCAUGGCAUACAUGCAGCCAAACAAAGAUCUGUCUCCUUGCUGCCAAUCCCCACCACCCACCACCUGCCCCCUAAGGUGGCCACCUCAUUCUACCUAAUGUUAGGAUCAGCUCUGCAAUUUGAAAAUAAACAUAUUGCCUUCACAGUCUGAAAACAAAAUAGGGGGAAGUAUCAACUUGUGACUAUGAUAAAUCAUAUCUCAUUAGAUGACUUGAGCUGUUGGGAAAUGGCUAAUUGUAUUAAUUAUUCACAAGCAUCUUUGAACAAUAUUAUAAUAAUACUGAAGCACUUUUUUACAUGAGCCAUUUUAAUAAUUGUUUUCUCAAUUAUUGCCCAAAGUGCCAAAAAUCUUAUGUGUAAAGUUCUUAUCUAAGAAAUGUAAAUUAUGUGAACAAUUGGAUCAUAACCAACCAGAGUUUACAGAAAUGCAUAUAUUAAGGGAAUGUGUAUAAAAAUGAAUAUGUUUGUGAAAAUAACAUACAAAAAUGUAUUAGGAGAAAUAGCUUGCAAAAAUGUGUACCUUAGUAAAAAAGGCAUACAAGAAUGUGUUUUUAGGAGAAAUUUGCAUUAAAACACUGAAGAAUUUUCAUGAGGAUAUUUUUAAAGUGAACUGCUGCCAAAAUUUGGAUAAUUGAAUUUAAGAUUGGAAAAAAUAAGAAACUGAUAGAAACCAAAUUGACAGAUCUUUCCAUUCCUUAUUUCCAAAUAAGUGUGUAAAGGAUUACAGCCUAACUUAAAUACAAAAUUAAUAAGCACAUUCUAAAGAAAUCAGUGUAUAAAACUGCUAAUUUUGUAGAAAUUUAAAAAAUGUCCAUAUGAUACUGCACUGAGAGAUAUUGUGAUCAUGAAGCCUCCCUUGGUAGUUUACAGAGAAAUACCGCAUUAGACGAAUAGGUCUUUGGUUGCUAUUGGAUGAGCUGAGCUGAUCAAAAAUAAGGGCAGGGAUGUAGGGACUGGGGGAAGAAAAAAAUACCUCAGAAAGGCAAUUGAAAAAGAGAGCAUAAAGGCCUAAGAAAGGAAGGCUGGUAAAUUAUUUGGUUCAAGGAAAUUAAAAGAUGAGCAUAGGAACAUAGAAAGCUGCCUUAUAGGAAGCUGCCUUGGUCCAUCUAACUCAUUAUUGUUUAGAGUGACUGGCGGUGCCUUUCUUAGUUUUUUCCAGGCCUGCCUGAAGAUACUGGAGAUUGAAUCUUGGACAUUCUGCAUGCAGACCACUUGCUCUACUGACAAAGGGUAGAGUACAAGGAGGUAAUGGGGAGGGGAGAGAACAUGAAAAAGAGAGUGGCCAGAGGAGAGAAGUGCUGAUGAACAGGAAUGGAAGAGAUGCAGAUGUUGACACAUUUGUUUUAAAUAUAAAUCCUGUUCUGACAGCCAGCGCAUAAUUGCAGGCUGGGGGCAUCAUUUGUGGCCAGGUAGGGAAAAGGUAGCAGAAUGCAUGACCUGCCAUAUUUCCACACAGUUGUCAGUGUGGGAGUAUGGCUUGGUGAGCCUGCACCAGCCUCUCCUCUCCCUUUUUUUCUUAGUUUGCCUGUCUCUUGUGGCUGGUAGGUGUGAAGGAAGGGUUGUAGGAUGAGAAAGUGAGCACUCUUAGGCACCUUUGGAGGCGAGGGGCAUUUUCAGAGGCCAGUCCCUCCAGGCUGUGCAACCUGUGGGGCUGAGUAUGGAAUACCUUUAGGGCUGCUCAGUCUCUCCCACCAGGCAUUGUGUGGCCCUGGGCUAGGGUUCAGAAGUCUCCCUACUGGCCUUAAGAGUGGUAAAGGGUGGUGAUCAAGUACCCUGAGCAAAGUGGCUCACCCAGGUUGGGCAGAGUUAUUGGUGUUCCUGCAAAGCAUUUACCCUCUCUGAGAUCUGUAUUUAAUAAAAGAUAGCUCUAGUUCAACCCCACAAGCUUGUGUUUUGCCUUUUCCUUACGUACGCCAGACACAAAUAUCUUGCAAAGAGGCCAUUUUACUCUUCAAAAGCACAGUGCAUUAUUAUGCCUUUGUCUAGGAUAUCUUGUGCCAUACACUAAACCCUAUUUUUUUUAUUGCUUUCCCCAAUGCAUAACAUCGGUGCUGAAAAAAAAAUUACAAUAUCUUUGGUAUCACAAAAUAAUUCCUGGAUAACCAAUAAUAUUAUGAUAUUAAUACUGUGAUGAUUAUGUAUAUGUUGAGAUUGUAUUUUAUAUUGUACGUCGCCCAGAGUGUCCGUUCAGUUGGACAGAUGGGCGUCUGAUAAAUAAAAUUUUAUUAUUAUUAUUAUUAUUAUAUGGUCUGUUUAUACAUUCCCACUGAAAAAAUAAGGGACCAUUCAACUUGGUUUCCUUAGUAUGCUUUCUUUAAUCACAGGGUACACUGACUACAUUUAGCCUAGAUGUUUUUGUUUAUGCUUGUUGCCAGGAUUAUAAGUGCUUUCCUGCUGUUACAUGUGAACAGAUGCAGUAGGCGUUUAAAACUGCAUUGUGUUUCUUCUUACCUUGGCUUGUUGUGCUUAUAUCUAACAAAAGUAAACAAAAAUCCUUUGUAUUUCUUUGGACACCCUACAUACACUUGUUGAAGUAAAAAAAAAAAAGCAGUUUGUAGUGUCUCCCUGUGACGGCCCUGGGCUCUUUCUGGGAGGAAGGGCGGCAUAUACAUUUAAAUAAAUAAACAUCCAUCCAUCCAUCCUUGGAGUAUAUUGGCCCAGUUUGACAUAUAACAGCAUGCAGCAUGCAAGAAAUCCUCAUUUUCAAAAAAGAUAUUAUAGCCAUUUAUUUCCUUAACAGAAGCCCUUCAAGGCCUUCUGAUCAAAUUCCAAUCAAGUACGGUGCCUGUAUAUUUUUUUGACUCUGACGUACAUGUCAUAUAUAACUUAUACGUAAUACAAUUAGUGAACUUUUUCUUAGGGUGUUUACUCUAGUUGUCUCACAACCCUUAUUGACUAAUAGUGCAAUCCUAUGUGUGUCUACUCAGAAGUAGGGAUGGGGGAGAAUUUUAACUUAGUUUGCAUUUAAAGCCAAAUCUGUCAAAUCCACACUUUCCAAAACAACCUGACAACCAAAACACAGCCAUCCUUUGAAAUUUGCUCUUAUCCCAAUUUUGUGAUGCAGUUCUCCAACCAACCAAUGUUUACAAAAAUGUAUAUAUUAGGAGAAUGUAUUAGUGAACAUAACAAACAAACAUGUAUAAUAUUAGGAUAAAUUGUUUGCAAAAUGUGUAUCUUAGUCAAAACUGCGUACAAAAAUGUGUUUGUUAGGAGAAAUUUACAGAAAAAUAAUGAAGGAUUUUCAUGAUUUAAAAAAAAUGCAGACUGCUGCAGAAAUGUGGAGAACUUAAUUUAAGAUUGUAAAAAUAAGAAACAGAGAACCGAGACUGACAGCUCCUUCCAUUCCUGCUCAGAAGUAAGUCCUACUGAGCUCCAUGGGGCUUACUCCCAAGAAGUGGGCAUAGGGUUGCAGCUCAAGGAUUGAAGUCGUUGAGUUUCUUUAUUCUUGCUAGUGAUUUUAUUGUAUUGUUAUGUGUGUGUGAAUUUUGUUGCCUGUAGGCAACUUUAUUUCAAAAUAAAAUU
Rhineura floridana is the source of this 7218-nucleotide messenger RNA. It is a transcript of the gene STS, whose product is annotated as steroid sulfatase. The coding region runs from base 382 to 2109 and encodes 575 amino acids. Gene Ontology annotation, molecular function: nucleic acid binding; arylsulfatase activity. The transcript is spliced from 12 exons. NCBI's taxonomy places the organism in Eukaryota, Metazoa, Chordata, Lepidosauria, Squamata, Rhineuridae. The record is from RefSeq and is a predicted model, not a curated record.